Hydra vulgaris (swiftwater hydra) is the source of this 1236-nucleotide messenger RNA. Its product is annotated as zinc finger MYM-type protein 1-like. NCBI's taxonomy places the organism in Eukaryota, Metazoa, Cnidaria, Hydrozoa, Anthoathecata, Hydridae. The record is from RefSeq and is a predicted model, not a curated record.
AUGCCAGAAACCCAUCGAUCGGCAUUAUCUCUGCCAACAGGAUAUUCCAAGCCCAAGGACAAUAAAUGGAAGAAACUUUAUGAAAAAAUUCCUCAUCAUCAAUCCAGCAGUGGGCAUAAGAUGUGUUAUGUAGAAUGGAGACGAUUAGAAGAAAAUCUCAGAGAUAAUACAACUAUCAAUUUUCUACUAAAUGAUAAUAUAAAGACAGAAGUGGAAAGAUGGAGGCAAAUACUUCGUAGAGUAUUAGAUGUUAUCUUGUUUUUGGGUGAAAGAGGUCUUGCAUUUAGAGGCGAUAGUCAUCUAAUUGGUGACCUCAAAAAUGGGAAUUUUUUGGGAAUUAUUUUUGGUCAUUACGAUUCCAUUCUACAUGAUCAUCUCGAAAAAAAUGAGUUUAUUCAGUGCUGUGCAGAUAAAGUCACAGAUGUGAUAUUAGAUGAGAGGGAGAAAUGCAAAUAUUUUUCAAUGAUUGUGGAUGCAACGCCUGAUACAGCUCAUAUUGAGCAAAAUGCUUUUAUUUUAAGAUACGUCCUACAGGACAAAUUGACAGGAAAAUAUGAGGUAAAAGAGAGAUUUCUGGAAUUUGUAGAUUGCAAUAAAAAAACUGGUGAAGAUAUUGCAAAUAUAAUUAUUUCUACUCUUCAGAAACAUAAAAUAUCACUGAUGUGCUGUCGUGGACAAGGAUACGACAAUGGGAGUAAUAUGAAAGGUUCAGUCAAGGGAGCACAAGCUCGAAUUCUUCAACAUUAUUCACUUGCUACUUACUCUCCCUGUGCUUGUCAUAAUUUAUGCGGUGCACAAGCUGCUGAAUGUUGUCCUCAAGUGAUAACUUUCUUUGGGAUAGUGCAAAAACUGUAUAACAUAUUUAGUAGUAGUCCUCAAAGAUGGGAAAUUUUUUAUAAAAAUAUUGGUUCGUCUCUUCAUAGCAUGUCCAAAACGCGCUGGUCAGCUAGAGUAGACUGCAUUAAGCUAUUCGCAACCUACCUUCCUGGUAUAAUCAAAUCAGUAGCUGAUAUAAGGAACCUAAAUUUGUCUAUAGAAAAUCGUGCUGAUCUGAAUGGGAUUAUUUCAUAUAUGGAAUCGUUUGAAUGCAUUCUGAUGUCCACUAUAUGGUUCAAAGUACUUACUGCUAUCAAUUACACCAAUCUUGUUUUGCAAGCACAGAAUGCUACACUGGAUGUAGAAGUGACCAACAUCAAACGACUAAUUGAUGAAUUAAAAACUCUUCGAGAUAAAUAG